CAAAUGCUCUGUCUUCACCACUCCAGGGGAGAUCCAGAUUUUGGGCCAAGGGAAGUGAAUUUGAACUCUUACCCUUACUGCAGUGUGAGGAGGUGAAGCCUGCUGUUCGGCAACACGGGGAGAAACUGAGGUGCAGCAAGGAAGAGCUCAACCAGAUGAAUCGAACCAUCCAGAGACUCUCUGCAGAGUACCGCAAUGCCAGAAACCAGAUGGGCAGGCCGGAGUUGACCGAAGCCCAGGUGGAACAUCAGGGCAAGGUCUCCCUGAGGAAUGCCCACACCAAGCUGGCUGGACUGGCAGAAGCCCUGCAGAAGGCCAAGCGGGACAUGGCCUGCCUGCUUAAAGAGUACCAGGAAAUCAUAAACUCCAAGCUGGGACUGGACAUCGCGAUGGCCACCUACCAGCUGCUGGAGGAUGAGGAGAGCCUGCAGAGUGAAGGCAGUGGUGCUGAGAACAUUUCCAUGAGCCGUUCCAGAGGCAGGGAGGUCCGCAGAAGUCUUCCAUCUUCCAGCUUUGGAGUCCAGUACAGGAGCGGCAGCGGCUGCAGCUCUGGAACCCCGUGUGGACCUGGAUCUUGCCGCCGCCUUGGCCGGCGCUGUUAGAUGCCCCCCUCACCUCCGCCAUCCCCCCCACCCCCAGGGCUGCCACCCCACCCUUCCCCACGUCUCACCCACAGGGCAGCCCUAUCAGACUCCCGCACCCUCCUCUCCCUGCCUCUAGCAGCCUUACCAGUAAACCACUU
Tachyglossus aculeatus (Australian echidna) is the source of this 742-nucleotide messenger RNA. RefSeq names its product keratin, type II microfibrillar, component 7C-like. Gene Ontology annotation, biological process: keratinization; intermediate filament organization. Bases 156 to 602 code for a protein of 148 amino acids. The record is from RefSeq and is a predicted model, not a curated record. Gene Ontology annotation, molecular function: structural constituent of skin epidermis. Lineage: Eukaryota; Metazoa; Chordata; Mammalia; Monotremata; Tachyglossidae. The transcript has 5 exons. Gene Ontology annotation, cellular component: keratin filament.